Messenger RNA from Anneissia japonica, 2463 nucleotides. RefSeq names its product PDZ domain-containing protein 11-like. Lineage: Eukaryota; Metazoa; Echinodermata; Crinoidea; Comatulida; Comatulidae. Gene Ontology annotation, molecular function: protein binding. Gene Ontology annotation, biological process: maintenance of epithelial cell apical/basal polarity; protein localization to basolateral plasma membrane; neurotransmitter secretion. Gene Ontology annotation, cellular component: basolateral plasma membrane; synapse; cell-cell junction. The coding region runs from base 181 to 636 and encodes 151 amino acids. The record is from RefSeq and is a predicted model, not a curated record. The transcript is spliced from 7 exons.
UGGGAACAUAUAAGGUCAAACUGUGUCAAAGAGGUGGAGAAUCUCGUCGUCGAUGUAAACAACAAAGUUUGCUGAUUUUCUUAUCCCUUUAUAAAUGCUUUAACUUUAGGCCUAGAUUAGUUUUUGGGAAUGAGUGAGCUGAACAAUAAUUGAAUUAGGCACGUUGACCUUUCACUCAAGAUGGAUGAUAAUGAUAUGGUUCAAAUACAUUUACCACCUUAUGAAUACCCACCACCAUGGAUACCACCUCACCAGCGGCGCAACCAUCAAGACUAUGAGAGCAAUUUAAGUCAGUUCCUUCCACGUUCAGUUCAUUUCUCAAGAUCAAGACAAACAAAUCAGUUUGGUUUUCAUAUAAAAGGCGGUAUGGAGCAUAGGUGCGGUCUUUAUGUUUCAAGGGUUCUGCAAGACUCAAAUGCAUACCGUGUGGGCUUGAGAGUUGGUGAUUUAAUCUUAACUGUUAAUGGCUACGACUUUACUGACUUGGAUCAUGAUGCGGCUGUUCAGGUUUUGAAAGAAAGCAGAGAAAUAGAAAUGCAACUGAAGUACUUUCCUUAUGGGUAUGACAAAUUAUGUAGAAUGUCAGAAAUGCAACAGAAGAGACUGGACUACCAAGAGUACAUGGAAAAUAAAUAAAUAAAUUAUGAAAAUGCAUAUGAUUACUAGGUUGACCUAUCUAGAAGUCGACGAUUUCUUCACACUAUUGGUAAUCACCAUGUAUAGAAGAUAGAUUUUUCGCAUGCUGAAUGUCAUCUCUAGAAUGUUGAUUGUCGCUUCUUAUAUGAAGUUUGUCAACAUUUGAAAGACCUUGGAAAUUUUGCUAUUAAACUUUGAACCUGUUCUGUGGAUUCACUUCACUAUAUAAAAUGCCAUGACUGAUCUGUAUGUGUAUGUGUUUUUUUAUUUAUUAAAACUUCAAAUAGCAAUACUAAACAAGUUAUAUUAAAAUUUGCAGCUCUGCUUGUUCAGGCAUUCUAAUUGUCAGCUACUAUGUCAUCUCUGGAUGAGAAAUUUACAACCAAUCACAGAAUGAAUAGCUCAGGCUUUGUACCUUCAAGCAUUGAAGGAUGAAGUGUUGCUUACCAAAAUUAACAAUUAGAAUACAAUAGUACUUUAACAGUCUUUUUUCUUUUAUAUAUUAAUUUAAUUAUUGAACAGUAUUUAAGAAUGGUAGUUCUAGCAUUGUGGCCUCAAAGAGGCUGCCCUCAAUAUAAAUAUAGGUCUAUUUACUAGCUUUAAAAAGUAGAGCAAUAAAAUGUAUGAAAUACUGAUUUUUUUUUUACAUUUACAUUAUCAUCCAUUUUAGCUUUCAAAAGUAAGAUAUAAGUUAAAGGAAAAUUGAGCAUGUGAUGAAAGCUAUAGUAUAGUAUUUGUAUCAUAAUGGUGUUGUAUUAUAUGUAUUGCAAUAAUUUUUAGUUGGUUGCUGUAUUUUUUUCAAAUUGUAUUUAUUCUUCAUACAUUUUAAAAAAAGGAAAAUGGAAUUGUUAUGUGAUUUUGAUUGAUUACAAAAUCAAUGUAGAUAAUAAGAGGCUUGAGUAAAUUCAGCUUUCAGUAUUACACCAGCCUCACUUGCAAACUCCUCAUGUGUGCAAAUUUUACUUUGCGAUGCAUCAGCAAUAUCAAUUCAUGGUUUGAUGUUUUGCCUUAUCUGACAAAUAAACCGAUAAACCAUGUACGUGCAUUAAACCCGGGUACUCGCUCCAUUGUAUGACAACGCGACGCCUUUUGCUGAUAGUUGUUAGCAGUCUGAAUGAAUCGUCAUAAAAAACUAUCCAUUGCGCGCACGUCUUCCUGUUGCAUUCUUUAUAGAAUCGCUUCUGCCUACGACCGCCGGGCAUCAUGAGUGCCUGGCUUAAGCUCAGCCAAAAGCAGGUGAUUGUCUAUAACUGAAUAUGUAUUAAUUAGGAGAUGUUAAUUGGUCAGAAAAAUGUAGGUGUGAUGUCACAUCAACGAGAAUGCACGUGGCGAAUGAUGUGACCAGUAAAUGGCCAAUGAAAGUGUGAAGUUCUUAGUAUUGCACCUUUCACCAUUUUUGAAAAGCUGUAACAACUACACUGUGAAGCAGGAAUCUGAUAGCUGAAUCCACUUAUGUGCUUUAGUUUUAUUGUUUGUAGUGUUUACAUUGUAAGUAGUGGGGAUCCAGGGGGUCUCGGGAUAUCCAAGACAGAAAAGCAACCAAUAAAUUUCUCUGUGAAUGCUGCAUAAACAUCAUUUUUAAUCCAAGUGCCUGAUUUCAAUCUAGAGGUUUCUAUUAAAUUUGCUCCAUCCAAAGUGUGUGACUGAGGUGUUAAGUGGGUGUAUCCCCCGCCCCCACCAUCGCCUCCUCUGGAAUUCCAACCACUGUGUAAUGCCUGUAUUUUGAUGUUAGAUGAUGUGGUUUCACCUUGAUGUUAUUUAUAGAUUUCACAAUUGUGUAUUAGAGGUUUAGAUUUUAAUAAAACAAAUUAUAAAUUUGCAAAUUUU